Molecule: messenger RNA, 5290 nt
Organism: Dermacentor silvarum
Lineage: Eukaryota; Metazoa; Arthropoda; Arachnida; Ixodida; Ixodidae
Product: toll-like receptor Tollo
Exons: 2
Coding region: 581-4141 (1186 amino acids)
Biological process (GO): signal transduction
Molecular function (GO): protein binding
Source: RefSeq, a predicted model, not a curated record
GUGGAGCAGCCGCUCGGACAAAGAGUGGCCGCCCCUUCGACGCCCGAUGUUAUCGGCGCGGUUCCCGGAACGAAGACGCGCAGCUGGACCUUCGUCGGUGAAAGCAGGGACGCCACGGAACAGUGAAACCACGGCCAAAUGGAUGCUUGGCGUGGGGGAAUGCGCGUUGACAACGCUCCCUGAAGCUGACUUUGUAUGACAGACGGCUUGGGCGAAGGAGUCCCUGCAGUGUCAAUUCUCGACGGACGUGUUGGUGCGGAGGGAUCGUAAUUUCCCCAUUGGUUGGAUAACAGUUGAUCAACGGUGGGAGCAGCGGCACUGCUUAGUGAUUGCAUCACCAACAUGGGACCGCCCGAAAGCGACGAGGGGAGCGCCACGGGCUGAGCGGCGUCCUCAGCCAGCCUCCCCCCGGCGGCACGCAGUGAGACCGACCCAGCACCCCGGCGACGCGCCAACCGGUCAUUCCAGUGGAGGAGGCCAGCGGUGCUGCUCGCGUGUGAAACCCCUGUGAUGUGCCGCCGCGCCGCCGGGUGACUGGCGCCGCGGCGAUGCGCUCUGCGCCACCCCCGCUGCAGGCGGCAUGAGGGCGGCUUGGCUGCUGGCCCUGCUCUGGUGGCUGCGAGCGGCCGCGCAGCCCAGCGUCGCGGCGCGAUACGUGGCGCCCGAGGACUGCCGCUGGGAGCCGCUGGACGCCACCGGGGUGGCGCUCACCUGCGCCGUGCGCACGCUCAGCGGAGGCCCCGAGCCCAGCAACUUCAGCCUCAUCCAGCCGGGACACACAGCGCGGCUUACGGUGCGCUGCGACGACCUGCUCUUGCAGAGCGACCUCGCCAACGGCUCGUUCGCCCACCUCAGCGGGCUGCGCUCGCUCAGCAUCGAGCGCUGCAAGAUCGACCAUGUGCCGGCGCUCGCGUUCGCCGGCCUGUCGGAGCUGCACAACCUCAGCCUGCGUACCUACAACACGGAGUGGGGCAAGCUGUCGCUGCGCCUGGCGCCCGACAGCCUGGCGCCCCUGCGGCAGCUCGUCGCGCUGGACCUGAGCCGCAACAACAUGGACUACUUGCCGCCAUCGAUCCUGUGUCCGCUCGUUCAACUGGCGCAGCUCAACCUGACGCGCAACCGUUUCGCGGACGCCACCCGGAUGGGGUUCGCCGACGCGCGAUGCUCUCCGCUGCUGCACAAGCUGGACGCGGCCUACAACCGGCUGCGCCUGCUGCCCGACAAGGCGUUCGCCUCGCUGCGCCAGUUGCGCGAGCUCAAGCUCGACCGCAACCUCAUCGCGCGCGCCGAGCAAGGGGCGCUAUUCGGCCUCUCGCGCCUGCAUAGCCUGGACCUGGCGCACAAUGCGCUGGUCGCCCUGCCACCGCGUUUCCUGCAGCCGGCCGAGAUGCUCUCGGAGCUGUACCUGCGCAACAACUCGCUGAGCGCGCUGCCCCCGGGUUUGUUCGCAGGGCUCCACCAGUUGACCGUGCUCGACCUGGCGCACAACCAGCUCAGUUCCGGAUGGCUCGGGGCGCCAGACACCCUGGCCGACUUGACGCGGCUCGCUGUGCUCGAUCUGUCGCACAAUCGGCUCACGAGGCUCGACGACGCCGUGUUUCGAUCUCUGCACAAUCUGCAAACACUGCAGCUGCAGCACAACCUGGUCGAGUCAAUCGCGGAUUUGGCGUUCGCGUCGCUUUACAACCUGCAUACGCUAGUCCUGAGCCAUAACCGCCUGAGGUUUGUGGGAACGCACAUGUUCGCCGGACUGUCGUCUCUCGGCGGCCUCUACGUGGACCACAACCGACUCGAGUCUCUGGCACCAGACGCCUUUCACAACGUGUCCAGCCUGCAAGAGAUCAUCCUCGCCGGAAACAGGCUGUCGUCUGUGCCACGGGUUGUGCAGACGCUGCAGCAGCUGCGCUCCCUCGACGUGGCCGAAAACAUGAUCGCGGACAUCCAGAACGCUUCCUAUCAAGGCCUGCAUCAGCUAUACGGCCUCAACCUGAUGGGAAACCACAUCGGCAACUUGAGCCAAGGCGCUUUCCACGAGCUGCCGUCCCUGCGGAUUCUCAACUUGGCUCGCAAUGGAAUUCAGUCCAUUGAACAAGGCACAUUCGAUGACGUCCCCGACCUUCACGCUUUGCGCUUGGAUUCUAAUUUUUUGGACGACGUUAAUGGCCUUUUUAGUAACCUGCACGACCUCAUCAUGCUCAACAUCUCGGCCAACCGUGUGCGAUGGUUCGACUACGCGCUUAUUCCCAUCGGACUACAGUGGCUCGACAUCCACGACAAUCAGGUAGAGGCGUUGGGGAACUACUUUGAGCUGGAGUCCAUUUUGAAGCUGAGGACGCUCGACGUGUCGCACAACAGGCUCACCGACCUCGACUCAUCGUCUCUGCCGAAUGGCAUAGAAAUUGUUUUCUUGAAGGGCAAUCACCUGCGGCGCAUUCAGCCCUUCACUUUUCUUGGUAAACAGAACCUCACACGCGUCGACCUGACGGACAACAAGCUGGAGACGUUGGACAUGACAAUGUUCAGGCUGAGUGAGGUUCCGAGCAGUCGGCCGCUUCCGCAGUUCAUGGUGGCCGGGAACCCGUAUCUCUGCGAUUGCCACAUGGAGUGGCUCCAACGCCUGGGCAAUCUAGACGAUUCGAGGCAGUACCCGCGAGUGAUUGACCUGGCGGACGUGGCGUGCCAGCUGAGUUUCAGUCGCAGGAAAGCCACCCUGGCGCUGGUCGCGGCGCACUCGUCCGAGUUCCUGUGCCGCUACCGCAACCACUGCUUCGCGCUCUGCCACUGCUGCGACUUCGACGCUUGCGACUGUGAGAUGGUAUGCCCAGACAACUGCACCUGUUACUACGACCAGAGCUGGAACACCAACAUCGUGGACUGCAGCACCAGGGCGCACGGCGCGGUUCCCAAGCAGCUCCCGAUGGACGUCACCGAGCUGUACCUGGACGGCAAUGACAUACCGACGUUGUCUAGCCAUACCUACAUCGGUCGAAAGAACAUGAAAGUGCUCUAUCUCAACAGCAGCAACGUGCAGACCAUCAACAACCGAACCUUCAGUGGCCUGCGUACGCUCCGAGUGCUGCGGCUAGACCGCAACCGACUGGUCACGCUGCACGGCUACGAAUUCGAUGGGCUCGGAGAGCUGAGGGAGCUCUACCUCUCGUACAACCAGCUGACGAGCAUCAACAACGCCACCUUCCUUCCGCUCAAAUCUCUCGAGGUGCUGCACUUGGACCACAACUACAUCCUCGAGAUCGCUGUGGCGAACUUGCCGCCGCGGCUGAGCGACGUGCGCCUCUCCGACAACCCGUGGUCGUGCGACUGCCAUUUCGUGCAGGAGCUGGCAGACUUCCUGCAGACCCGCGGCGCCGACCUGGUGCGCGACCUGUUGAGCGUCCACUGCGUGCACAACGAGACGGCGGUGCUGCCCCUGUGGGAGCUGAACGCCACGUCGUGCACCAAUGCGUCGGAGGCGCAGGUGCGCCAGGUGCGCCACCUGCAUGACCUGCUCCCUCUGCUCGUCGUCGUCGGUGUAGUGUUUCUCCUGCUGGUGUGCGUGGUGAUCGUAGCCUUGGUGUACCGUCGCCAAAUGAGCGUGUGGUUCUACACCAAGUACGGCGUGCGCGUGUUCCAGCGCGCGCCCGCCGAGGAAGAGAAGCUGUUCGACGCCUUCGUCUCGUACAGCAAGAAGGACGAGGCGUUCGUAGCGCAGAUCCUGGCGCCCGAGCUCGAGUGCGGCAGCCCGCCGUACCGACUGUGCCUUCACUACCGCGACCUGCCCAUGGCCGGCGGCUACCUGACCGACGCCAUCAGCGAGGCCGUCGAGAGCAGCCGGCGGACUAUUGUGAUCCUCUCGGAGCACUUCCUCAAGAGCGAGUGGUGCCGCUACGAGUUCAAGUCGGCCCACCACGAGGUGCUGCACAGCUGCAGCCACCGGCUGGUGGUCAUCUUCCUCGGCCGGGUCUCCUUCAAGGAGCUGGACCCGGACAUUCGGCUGUGGCUCAAGUCCAGCACCUUCCUGCGCUGGGGCGAGAAGAGGUUCUGGGACAAGCUGCGAUAUGCCAUGCCAGACACGCGGCAUCGCAAAGUGGCCGCCGCCGCCUCCUCCGGCAACCGUAGCGACGUAGCCAGCGUGCACAUCUGACGCCGUGUACAGUGUGCGAGUGCCAAGGUGUGUGGUGUGGUGUGUGUGUGUGCGCGCGGUGGCUGCCUCGUGGAUUACAUGUUACAGCCAGGAUAUGCACGGGCUUGGCCCCCUUCAUCUAAGUCAAGUCUCCCCCCAGUUUGCGCUGUGCAGGUAAAAACACCUUCUCUUGCUCUGCUGCCAACGAACUCGUGACUUCCUUUUUUAACCAAUCCGUCUAGAAAUUGUACCAACUCCUUUAAGCGGUCGCUUGUUGUAUACGUGAGAACGUUUUGAAACGAACUGGUGGCCUCUGGGGUGAUGUUUCACUGUACAUAGAAGUGUAAUAUAGCCCUUUAUGUCCAUUUUUUUUAUUCGUAAUUUAUGAAUUCCUCUGCGUCGUACUUGCGUUGCUCUCAGUGACUACCAAGAGCCAAAACAACACGCCAGCACUUCGUGGGACGGAGGCAUUGGACUGUGAUGUACAUUCCUAUGCAGUUUGCAACAUAUUGUGGAGGACUGCUUAACUUGCACAGAUCUUUUUUUUUUUUUUAAAGAAAAAUGGUGUGAUUUGAAUCUCGCAGAGAAACCUUGUGCCGCCGUUAUUUAUUUAUACUUAUUUAAGCGCGAUUUGCAUUACAGUGUAUGUAUCGCGAACCCUAGACACUAUACAAGUGGUGGUCUCGGUCCUUGGACGCUCCGCUACAAGGAACUUCAGAUUUGCUCGAAAAGUAGACGCACUGCUAUAGAGAUGCCCUUUGAAAGUCUCAUGUCAUAAAAAAAGUGAUUCAACCGUAAUUGACGCCUCGAAAUUAAAAAAAAAAAGUUCAUUGCGAAAGCCCAUAGGCAAGUAGAUAUCUCUAAUUGUGAGUGUACAGGAGUGUGUGUAAUCCACGUGGUGUCUUAAGGCUUCGAUAUCAAUUUAGUCCCGCUACCUCUUGAAAAAAGUAUUCCUACGAAUUUUACUCACCAGUGACUUGAAUCGCCUAAAUUUUUAGCAACUGCCUUCUCAUUUUCUUCCUUUGUUUCCGAGAGUUGACAGUCACAAGGCAAGCCUACACGGUAAUGUACUAAGUUGUGCUAUGGAUGUGACGCGAACAGCAAAGAAAUCUUUUGGAAGGAACAACUACGGCAAUAAAGAAAAGUGUCUCAACACUUGGAAAUGUUCAA